Molecule: messenger RNA, 1138 nt
Organism: Scomber scombrus (Atlantic mackerel)
Lineage: Eukaryota; Metazoa; Chordata; Actinopteri; Scombriformes; Scombridae
Gene: psmd9
Product: proteasome 26S subunit, non-ATPase 9
Exons: 6
Coding region: 16-663 (215 amino acids)
Biological process (GO): proteasome regulatory particle assembly
Cellular component (GO): nucleus; cytoplasm
Molecular function (GO): protein binding
Source: RefSeq, a predicted model, not a curated record
ACCGGAUGUGCAAACAUGAGGAUGACAGGGGAUAACAGUCAGAACAGUGCUGGAAACUCGGAAACAACGAUGGAGGAUGUAAAAACCCUCAUUAAAAAGAAAGAUGACAUUGAAGAGCAGAUAAAGGCGUAUUACGACGUUUUGGAAGACCAAGGUGUCGGAGUUGAAGGUCCCCUGGUUGACGCAGAGGGCUUCCCCAGAGCAGAUGUUAACUUAUACCAGAUCAGGGCAGCGAGACACAACAUUUCCUGCCUGCAGAAUGAUCACAAGGCCAUCAUGCUGGAAAUAGAGGAAGCCCUACACGGGUUGCAUGCUCGAGAGAAAGCCAAGCAUGAACAGGAUGAGGCCGAAGCCCAGGAAGAGGCGAUGGAGCAGCAGGUCACCCUGCCUUCUCCCUUCGCACGGGUGGAUACUGUCACACAAGGAUCACCCGCCUGUGGAGCUGGCCUGCGAGUUGGAGAUGAACUAAUUGAGUUUGGUUCUGUGAACACAGACAACUUUCAGAACCUGCAGAACAUUGCCUCUGUGGUACAACACAGUGAAGGGAAACCAUUGCGUGUCGCAUUGAUCCGGGAUGGUCAGAGAGCUCAGAUGAGCUUGACUCCACAGCGAUGGUCUGGCAGAGGUCUGCUGGGAUGCAACAUUGUUCCAAUCCCUCGAUGAUCGCCAUGACUCUGCACAGCAUUGGGAAAGCCCUUUCCCACUUUUGUUUUCUCUUGAUGGCUUCAAAGAAAUUAACUGACUUUGUACACACUGCAGAAAUUUCAAUAUCUUAAUCAAAACUACAACUAUUUCCUUCAUACAGGGGCAGUCUUUAGUUUGGGAUAUAUGAAAAAGUGUCGGAGCACUUCUGUUACAGAAGUCGUGCUGAGUGUACUAACCUUUCUACUGGAUAUGCUGAAUAGAUUCCUACUUGUUGAAACAAUCAACUUUAAUUGUUGAAGCAUGAAUGUACUUCGCCAAUGUUGUUGCAAUGAAUGAGUUUUUCUACAUAUUGUGCGCAAUUGGUAAUUUUGGUUCAAGAGUAGCACGAAAAAACAGACACAUAAGUCACUGGAAACUUUGGAAAAUAAUUGAUUCACUUGAUGUUCAUGUGACAUGCAAUUAAAAUAUUUGUUUUGAGUGAAUGAUUCUUUCA